GCCGCCCGCGCGCCGGCCGCCCGUUGCCCUGGCAACCGUCGUGCCGCGUCUUCCUGAGGGAGCUCCUGUCAGCCCACUGAUCCCACCACCCGCUCCCUACUGCCCCGCGGUCUUCGCGUGGGCUCGGAGGCUGAGGGACAACAAAAAUGGCGGAGGGGAGCCAGACGGCGCCUGAAGCAGGCAAUGAUAUGGGAAAUGAUGAUGCCAUUGGAGGGAAUGUGAGCAAAUAUAUAGUGCUUCCAACUGGAUAUUGUGGACAGCCCAAGAAAGGACAUCUUCUCUUUGAUGCUUGCUUUGAAAGUGGUAACCUGGGCCGGGUGGACCAGGUCUCUGAGUUUGAGUAUGAUCUGUUCAUUAGGCCGGACACCUGUAAUCCACGAUUCCGAGUCUGGUUCAACUUUACUGUUGAAAAUGUGAAAGAAUCACAGGUGAGGGAAAUAGUGGAUACCUUCAGAGUGGUUUUGAGGGUCAUUUUCAACAUUGUUAACUUCAGUAAAACCAAGAGUCUCUAUAGAGAUGGGAUGGCCCCUAUGGUGAAAUCUACCAGCAGACCAAAAUGGCAAAGGCUGCCACCCAAAAAUGUUUACUACUACCGCUGCCCAGACCAUAGGAAGAACUAUGUGAUGUCCUUUGCCUUUUGUUUUGACCGAGAAGAAGAUAUUUACCAGUUUGCUUACUGCUACCCAUAUACAUACACUCGCUUCCAACAUUACCUUGACAGCCUGCAAAAGAGAAACAUGGAUUACUUCUUUCGGGAGCAGCUGGGCCAGAGUGUGCAACAACGACAGCUUGACCUCCUGACGAUAACCAGCCCUGAUGCCAGUGCUCUGCCCCAAGAUGUGCCCACUGAUUUUCUGUGUCCAGAGGAGAUUAAGAUGUUGCCGUUUUCUCUACCCCUAAAAGCCCUGCCCAGCCCAGUCUCUGGCUGAGUUCCUUGGCCCAGAACAAUACAGGGAGAGAUCCUUUCACAACUUGGGGCUUACCAAUGGAGCACUCCUGCUGAGCCACGGCCUCCUGCCAAGCAACUUCCACUGCCCCUCUGAUAUGCAGAUGUGUGCAAGAAUCCUGCACAUCUGCAUGGGAAACAUUAAAAAGCUAUAAAUUGGCUGGAUAAAAGGAAAAUGUGAGUGUCAGCUCUUUAGGAAUGGAUGCUCCUCAGGGGCCAAGGAGAGGAGAAGAGCAGAUCACACGCUGAGAAUAGUUGGCCCAAAGCAGACUGGGGAUGGAGAAACAAAACUACACCCCAACUUUCACCUCUCACACGGAGGCUCAUGCAAUUUUAGAAGUGUGGAUACCACUGGCUAAUUUGAAUUAUUUCUCCACAAAUGUCCCCAUCUCCCUGAGCCACAAUCUCCCUGAACCUUGUGGGAGUUUUGCUCUUCUUAAUUUGCAUCACCUCAGCCCGUUAUAAGAAAAGCAAAGCAUGGCAGCAAAGCCAAUGGUAAGAACCCUGGACUAGGACUGAGACAUCUUUCUUCAAAUGCAUUCAUGUAACCAACAUGUACAGAGUACCCAUGCUUGUGCCAGGCGCAGAGGCACAGAGAUGAAUCCAUCACAGUCAGGAUGCUCAAGAAGGUACUACAAUCUAAUGGGCAGACAGGCAAGGAAAUGAACAACUUAGAAGAAAGCACAGAAAACUUCCUGGGAGUGCAGGGUUGGUUAAGGUCAAAAGCAUAUCACAGAAUACUUCCUAGAGGAGGUAACAUCUGAGUGAAUCUUGAAGAGAUGUGGCAAGUGGCCAAGUGAAGAACUUAUGUGUACUAACACAACCGAAGCAUUGUUGGAUAUAUGAGAGUAGAUGCUCAUUCACAAGCACCGAUACUUCCACACACAUACGUACGUGCACACACACACACACACAUAUGUGCACACAUACACACCUUCUGAGGCAGGUGUAAUAUUGGUUGGGAAUAGUUCAUAUGGUAACCCUCGCUGUUCAUCUUGCUGCAAUCCAAAUGUCUCCCUUCCCCAGUGGUGCUGUUUCCUGAAAAGCCUUGGCAAGUUUCCUCAGAAUCAGCUACUUUGCCACUGUUACUUUAAAAGCUUCCCUUUCUUCUACCAAAUGGCAAAGGAAGCCAGAGAAAAAUGAAUUCACCAGGGCACCACGCUUGCUGUUGCUCUUGGUGUACCCCAAGCUAAUCCCUCAAGAGUCCUGUGCUAGAACAAAGAGCAGGCUUAUGGUUGAAGGGAGUGGUAGUUCAGCUCAAGGAAAAGACUGACUUUGAAGGGAUAGGGUCGUUGCCUUUGAUCCCUGCAGGAAUAUCUGAGGGCAGAAGAAACAAUGCAGAACAAAGAUCAAUGUAGGGGUACUAGAGGUAGGGAUUUUGCUCAAUGUGAAUGGAUAUUUCCUCAAGUAAAAGCUGCCUACCGGUGGGAUUAGCGGCUUUGAAAAGUGGUGAGCACUCUGUCCCUGCUGGAGUGUGAGGGGAACAGACCACUGCUUAUGGGAUGAGGAAUAUGUAGCUGGGCCUCAAACACCAGGUGAGAGGUCACAUCUUUUUGCCCUGUUCUGCCAUCUUCACAUGGGAAUUGACUUAGUACAGGGCAAAUAUUCAGGCCUCUAAGAGUCCAAGGAUUUGCAUUUCCAAGGUUAUGAAGAAAGGCAUGUAGUAAAUGUGUGUAUAGGCAUCCAAGAUGUGAAAGGUGUGAUUAUUUUCAGAACCUAAUCUCAUACCUUCCCAUCCUUGCUGAACUGAAUAUUGCAAAUAUAUUCUGAUUUGUAUUUGGAAUGGUGUGUUUCUAAGCAAUCAUCAUUCUGAAUACUCAUCCCAACCAGGAGAUGACCUGAAUAUUUAAUAGAAUAAAAGUGUAUAUAUUAGAUUACUUAUUCAAAUGCCUAUCUGGCAGUUUGGAUAGAAUUAAGCAAUAGUCCAAUCUGGCUGUUGUUUUAUGCAUAGGAUGUCAAAGCUAAACAGCCCUUAGAGAAUAUUCUCUUAUUCUUUCUCUGUACAGAACCUCAUCUUGUCCUGUUCACAGAUGGGGAAACAGGCUGAGAGAGGGGGGCAUAGAGCACGAGAUGGGAGACCAAGGACCAGUGCUACCAUUUAGUGGCUAGGCAAGAUAAUAUUGUCCCUGUUGGACAAAGGAAGCAACUGAGGUUUGUUGUGGUGAAGUAACUUUUGCAGAGUCACAUAGCUGAUAAAUCACAGAGUUUGUCUGCAUCCCGGGCUAUUAUUCUUUUGCACUACCUCACUGAGCCCCUAAUAUAGCCUGAGAGUAUGUUUCACCUUUCAUGCCACCUUCAAACUAUCUGGCAGCUACUUCAACUAUGAAAUCUUGGGAAGUGAUGUUAUUAUCCCUGUUCCAUAGUUGAAGAAAUCCCAUGAAAUAUGGAACUACAUUUUAGAUUGCCCAAACCAGGGAUUCUACCGCACAGCUAUUCUACCUUCCAUGCUCUAAAUGCUCCACAACAUCAAGCAACAGCACAUUGUUCUGCCUUUCCAAUAACAAAAGGUAAUAACCCAAAUUUGCCUUUUGAAAUGAACCCAAAUAUUCCUUUUGAUGGAAAAUGUUCCCUCAGAAGUUUGGUUAGAUGUCAUUUCUAAGAAAACUUCUCUGUGCACUCCCUACCCCAGACCCCAGAGCACUUCUCACAUAGUAUUGUCAUUGUACAGGGGUAUUCUCCCCACUAAAUCAUGAGUACUAUGAGUCCAAUAACCACCUCUGACUGUUCUCUGCAUCUCCAGCAUGGGGGUCUGGUACCCAGCAGGUUUCUGAGAUUUGCUGAACAAUGAAUACAUAUUUGGGUAGCAUCACUGCAGGGUGAUGUAAUAAGACUAUGUGGUAGGAAUUAAAGGGGAAGGGACUCUUCUCCCCCACCCAACCAACCAGAGUUUGUUAAUCUCUGGCUAUCAAAGAGAAUAUGGCAAGCCCUGAAACUUAACAUGGUGCUUCCAUCCCCAGCAAAUAAUAACUAAAAUGUAGAACAACAUUUCUGAGCUUCCUAUGAUUUUGCCAUUGCUGGGGAAGAAGAAAACACCAUCUGCAGCAAUGUUUCUAUUCAGACUAGAACCCUACUUCAUCUCACCAGGCAAUUCUGAAAGCACUUCAGCAUUUUUUCCAGUACCAUCCUUGCUAGUCUGUCCCUCCAGACCCCUAGAGCCCCUACCCUUCCAGGAAGGAUUCCCCAGCUCAAUAGCCCACCAUGAUAUCUCCCUCCUAGCUUCUCUUUCUCACCAGAUGCACCAUUCCUUUCUUGUUUAUCAGAUGCUGCCUCUUAUUUGUCAAUUAUGGAGGGUCAGUGUGGGUGGAGAGGGUUAGUGUGGGUGGAGAGAGGCAGUGUGGGCCAGUGAAGAGAUCUCCACAGGCUCUGGGCUCAGAGAGGUUUGUGUAUAAAUCCCAACUUGACCAGUGAAUAACUGUAGAACCUUGAAACAUUUCUGUAACCACUCCCAGACAGUAAAAUAGGAGUAAAACUUCACUCUCAGAAUUGUUGGGAGGUAUACAGGGACCCUGAUAACUGAGGGCAUUUUCUCUAAAGCUAGGGAGCUCAUGCCUUAUCUAUAGACAACCCUGUAAUGGGAUACCUUUUAGAAAUAAUGCUGUGGCUAUUGCACAUAGAAGGAUUGGAAAAGAGGCAGUAGAGGAGAGAAAUCAGGCAGGCGAAUUUGCAGGAAUGGUCAUGGGUUGGCAGGAUGGAGAGGAGGUGUGGCAGUAUAAAGUUAUAGAAGAUAAUAGCCUGAACAAAAGAGGUAAUAAAUAAUAAUAAGAGCUAGUGUUUGUGAGCUUCUACUCUGGGCCAGGAAUUAUGCUAUCGUUUUUUGGGGUUUUAAAAAAAUAUUGUUAAUAAUCUAAGAUUUUUAAUCUCCAUUUUAUAGAUGAGGAAACUGAGAUGUUGAGAGGUUAGGCAAAGUAACCAAAGUGACAAAAUGACAUACUAAGAAAACUUGGAUUCAAGUCUAGACAAUCUCAUUUCAGAGCCUAAGUGCUUAACCACCAGACUAGCUCACAAUUAUAGCAGAGAUUGGAGAAGAGCCAUUUAGAUAGUGAAACUGGCAGAACUUGUUGAAAGAUUGGCAAGAGUGGGCAAGAAAGAGGGUAAAGCAUAGGAUACUCUCAAGUUUCUCUCUCAAGGUCCACAGGUCCUGAGAGGCACAGCCAAGAUUUUAACCCAAUUUUGUCUAAUGACAAAGCACUUCCUCUUUUCAUAGCCUCAGAAAAUUGUACCUCAGACCUUAGUAAGGUAGAGAUCUGUACCUUCCCCAGAAUUUUAUAAUUCCUUUGUUUAAACCAUUAUACCAUGACUUGCUUUCCUUAAGAAGUUGAGGGUAUAUAUUUCUUUACAGAGGGAUUUAUUAUCAAUUACAAAGAAAAAUUGACAGGAAAAUGCAUUUGAUAGCUUUUCUUCUUUGGUGCCAAAACAAAUGCAAAAGAGAACUCCAAGUGCCUUUGGAAAUAGCGGUAGAGGAAGGGUAGAACAUCCACUGUAGGCAGAGGGAGAUUGGUGUGAGCUUGAGCUCUACUCAUUCAUCCCUUUACCUGGCCUUUCCCAGGGCUCUUCUCAAUGCAAGACUUGGGCUGGACACUGAAGGACAGUGCUGGAUAACAGCCCCUGCCUGUAGAGCUCAUAACCAAGGUAUGAGAUGGACAAAUAAGUGGACCUUCAAGAGCUAUUUGAAAGAAGAGGGAGGGUGUCCUCUACACAAGAGGAGAUGCUAUAUCUAGGUCUUGGCAUUGGGCAGAAGAGAGCCAUGUGACCUUGGGCAUAUUACUUGACUUAGCUUCCUUGUCUUUACUAGUUGGAAUAAUAAAGCUCACAUUAGCCUGCUCUUUUCUCUCAGAUACUCAAGGACCUAUAGUGCUGGGUUGGUACUGGAGCCUUCACUGUUCCUGGGUGGAUCAGGUUAGGCAUGCAAACUGCAGAGCUUGAUGCUGAGGGUGGGAACCAGAGGUCUAUGGUGGAAAUAAAACAGAAAAAUACACACAGCCUAACCCUGAAUCCCACUUGAAUGGGCCAGGUAGAAAUGUAAGUUCAAGUAUGAAGUGAAAGAUAGAAGACAAGACAUGAGUCCAUAGGCCACGUGUUGUAAUGGAGGGUGGGGCCAGAGGCAGGGCCUCUGGAUAUUACUGGGAGCACAGACAUUGGAAUCUCUGUGGUAUACUCUGGAUGGGGAGGGCUUUGUUAAGCAUGCUGAGUGGUCCAGUACUAUUAGGAGAAUGAAAUGACAUUAUGCAUGUGAAGCCCCCAGUAUACUUCCUAGUACAUACAGUUAACUUUCAAUGAAUGUUAAUUGUAGAAUUGUUCUCUUUUUACAUCAGAGUUCACCAAGAGCUUCCAAUGUACUAGGUCCUAUGUUGGACACUAAGAGGAAAGGAAUGAUUAAAAUGCAAUUUCUGUCCUCAGAAGCCCAGACUAAUGGAGGUCCAGACACAUAAAUAAGAUGUCCCAAUUGAAAGUUCUAAAUGACAUAAUGGGGUAGGCAUAGAGAUAUGGCAGGGUGAGGGGGCAUUAUCCCAACCUAAUUGUUCCUGGAAGGCUCCAUGGAAGAGAUAAUGGCUAAGGUGAAUCUUGAAGGUUAAGAAAGACUGAGCCAGGCAAAAAUUAGUGAGAAAUCCAUGCUGGGAAUGGGCACAGCUUCAACAUAAGCAUAAAACAGCAUGGUGUGUUCAAGAAAGUAGAAUAUAAGGAGAGGCAAGUGAUAAGGCCAGAGAGGAGGCAGGGAGACAAGAUCUGGAGACAAAGGAACCUGGCCUCCAUCCUGAAACUUUCUAUCAACCGAUAGGAAGCCAGUGAAGGGUUUUAAGCAGGAAAUUAACAUGGCUCAUUUUGUGCUUUAAUUAGGUCACUCUGACUGGUGGGGGAGAGGAUGUUAGAGAGUGCCAGCUGGAGGCCAGGGGAAGUCUUUAGUUUGAUGUUUUGAAGUCAAAAAAAAAAAAAAAAGGUAUUAUGGAGGCAAGGCUGGAGAGGGAAAUGGCGGAUGGAAGACAGGACUGACGAACGUGCAGCUCCCGGCCAGAACAGCAUGUAGAGACUCACACCGUGAACUUUUGGCCCAAGAACCACUGCAAAAACAUGCAAAGAAGACCAAAAGAGUUCAUAGAUCCUGUGGAGGAAGCGGCUUGCUGUUGUAAACUUCACAAGACAGCCAAAAAACUGCAAGCUCCCAAAAUAUGAAAGGUGAAAACCUGCCUAUGAAUACACCUCCCCACUGGGGAACCUGAAAAUCCAGAACGCAGAAGGAGGACUUAACCUUACCUAGAGCUGGAAUGGAUUUAGGAAGCUGAGCAAGAUAUUAAAGUAGAAGCUAUGGGAAGAGCCCUGUAGGCACUCUCAGUCCCCAGCUGAAGCCCAGGGAAGCCAUCCCUGACUUUAUCUCACAGGGGUCUUUGGGGAAGGCAGCCAGAGGAACUAGGGAGGGAUCACAAGGUGAAAGAAGAUUCCGACUAAACUUUGUAAUAAUUUCAACUGAGCAUAAAUUUUCUUGAGCAGAACCUGGGAGUUGAAUGGGAAUGACUUUUGAUACAAGUGCAGGAGCUGCAGCCAACAGUGUGGGCAGGCAGGGAGGGACAAGGCCAGAAAGCCACACUUGCUUUCUCAGUGAGGAGGCUGGUAACUUGGGGCAAGGUUCAAGCCCUGCACGUGGCCUGCCUGGAUAUAACUUUGCUGCUGUUAGUGGGGCACAGUGGAGUGAGACUGGCCUUGCUGUCUGUGUGGGAGCUGGGUGAGGCCUGUCACUGCCAGCUUUCUCCCUACUUCCCUGGCAACCUGUAUGAUGCAGCAGAGGCAGCCAUAAUCCCCCCUGGAACAUAACUGCAUUGGCCUGAGGACUACCCUCCCCUAUGCUCCACAGUGGCCACAGCAAGCCCCUUCCAAAGAGAGUCUGAGCACAGACCCCCCCAACCCUACCCCAACCUGAUGGUUUUCCUCUACCUGCCCUGGCAGCUGAACACAAAAGACAUAAACUCUUGGGAGCUUUACAGCCCCAUGCAUUCAUUGCCUGAGAAACCUGAAUACUUAUCCUGGCCAACUUAGGGCAAGCUUAUGUCCCCCUUCUACUACCACAGCUGGUGCUCUCAUGAAACAGAAUGAUCUUUGGGUAAGCAAUGAAAUCAAGAUGGAAAGUAAAAAUUCUUUGAACUGAAUGGUAAUAGUGACACAAGCUAUUGAAAUCUCUGGGAUACAGCAAAAGUGGUGCUAAGAGGAAAGUUCAUAGCAUUAAAUACCCAUAUCAAAAAGACUGAA
Cercocebus atys (sooty mangabey) is the source of this 8182-nucleotide messenger RNA. RefSeq names its product cytosolic carboxypeptidase 6-like. The record is from RefSeq and is a predicted model, not a curated record. Bases 147 to 929 code for a protein of 260 amino acids. Lineage: Eukaryota; Metazoa; Chordata; Mammalia; Primates; Cercopithecidae. The transcript has 7 exons.